AUGACGUUCAUAAAAACCUGGCGAAUUCGCUCAUUUAGAGCUCGCCUUCUUGAGUUUUUAAGUGGUAACACGAGUGUAGCUUUCUGUAAAGUUCCUGAAAAUGCUGCAGAAACUCCAACAUUAAGUUCUAAGUUAUGUACAAAUCCAAAGAAUGCUUAUCUAUGUGAUCUCCUCGAUUAUACAAAUACUACAAGAAUCUGUAGUAUGAAGCCAACACAAUGCAUUGAAAUUACUGACUGGGUGUCAUGUGCUGGUGGGCUACCACUUGGCUCCUGUGAACAGUCACCCAUCACAGACUUAGAUGUUGAUAUACUCUUUGAGUGUGAAAUGGAUCCUCAUGAAGACGCUGGUCAAGACAUUAUAACUCUUGAGUCAAUGGGACAACCUAUAGCCUGGAAGGCAGGCUCACACCUAGCCAUAGUUUUAAAGACUAAUAUUGAGCAUCUUAGUAUGAUUGGUUUCAACUUUGUUGGUGGAGAAUUUGUUAUUGAUCAUAACCUACCAGUUGUUAGAAUACAAACCGUGCAACUACAAGGUGAACCAAAUAAGGCUUCAGAUCCGUCAAUGAGGAGUUUACGAAGUGACAUCCAAUACAAUCUCAAACAUUCCACAAGUGAUUUCCAAUGGCCAGUUCAUGCUGCCCUACUUAGAAAGCUUUCCAAGGUUGUAGACAUUAAAUCAGACAACAAGCAACCUGUACAUAUGAAUGGCAGCAGCGAUUUAGUGCUUGAAGUACCACAACCUGUCAAAAGACCUGUAACAUUGGCUGAUGUCAGUGUUAACACAGGCAAGUCACUUUCAGGUGAAGAUGAUGAGCACGAGGAGACAAAUAAAACACCAGAACCUGUACAAAAGACUGAAGAGAAACAAGUAGAGCCUGAGCCCCUGGCUGAAGACAAAGAAGUAGUUGUUGAAAAUGUCACUGUAGAAAUACAACACAACAUUACACCAAAGAAAUCUAGUUUAAAACUUGAUUUAAAGAAAGGCACUAGUCAGCUCUCUACUUCUCUAUUAAACAUAUCUAGCCAAAUAAAAUCUAUUACAACUCACAAGAGAAUAGUCAGUACUACAGGGCCAAAGAGGCCGCAAUCUCAAAUAGAAUGUUACCCACCAGUUAAGGAGGAGAAACCUAGAGGAUCAACAUCUCAGGAGAGUACUCCUAAGUCUGUAAAAAGUUCCCGUCCAUUAGUAAAUACUAAAUCACCAAAUGUGUUGAUAUAUUCUGAUAGUGUAGUAGCUAGAGAUAAUUUGGAGGCAUCUUUAAAGAAAGUGCUGGAUUGCGAUAGGUACACAUUAUACGUGGUGUCGCGGGAAGCGCUAGAGGGCGGCGCGUGGAGAGGACGCGCUGCGCUGGUGGCGGUGGCGGGCUGCGUGGGGCGCGCCGCCCCGCUACUGCUGGCGCACCUGCUCUCUGGUGGCCGACUCCUAGCGUUGUGUUCUGACCUUCUGCACGCCGUGCUGCCCUAUUAUAAGACUGCUGAGGUUCGUGAAAAUGAAAUAGUGCAAUUCACAUAUGAUAAAUGGAAGUCGGUAAAAAUGAAACAUCACAUAUUCUGCUACCAGGCUUCGCCCGCUAAGAAACAAUUUUCUACUGAAAGCGACAGACAGCCAUCGAAAUACACCGGACACCCAGGGCACGAGCUGGAUAUCCAAGUCCUGGCAUCGGAGGAGACAUGGCGAACGCCUUCGCUGCUGCAGGCCACCGACCUCACCAACAGUGGGAUUGCUAUCUUCUCACAGAUCCACUUAGAAGCCGAUCCUAGCGACUACUUAGGCGAAGAAGGAAUGAUAAGCAACGAGGCUCGUCUGGGCAUCAUUCACAAAAUUCUCGGAGACAUCUUAGGACUCCACGUGAAGGACCCACAGGAACUAACCCAGAUCGAUUACACAAGAGGCUUUUUCUUAGGAAACCAUGUGAACAAGCUGCAACUGGUGGAACGGUGUGCGGUGGUGGACGGUGCGCGGAUUCAGAAGUGCGAUAACGUCAUGAUACAAUGGUGCCUGCGCGGGGAGACGCCUCGAGAACCGCCCUCCGAAACAUUCCUGCCCGUUUACGUAUACGAAUGUCCAGAACAUUUCUCCACCGUUGAAUAUUUUGAUAACCUUAGCUCGGGUUCAAUGGGUCGUCUAGUGGUGUACGCCGACGUGAUGCCGUCCACUCAUAACGUGACGAGCGUGCCGCUGGGCCACGGCGUGGGCUCCGUGGCGCUGCGCCAGACGUCCGGCCGCGGCCGCUUCGGGAACCGCUGGAUUGGACCCAAGGGACAAGCUUGCAUGUCUUUACAGGUGUGGCAAACGAUCUCUCCCACGCUGCCCCUGAUGCAGCACGCGGCCGCGCUGGCCGCCGUCCGCGCCAUCCGCACCGCGCACAGCUAUGAACACCUCGACAUCAGAAUAAAGUGGCCUAACGACGUGUACUUCGGGCGUGAAGUGAAAAUUGGUGGUACGAUAACCACCGCUAACUGUUACGGUGAUAACGUCUAUGUCAACAUAGGUACCGGUGUGAACAUAUCAAACAGCGUGCCCACAACGUGCAUUAACGACAUUAUAGCAGAGCACAACAGGCAGCACGGCACGAGCUUGGCGCCCUGGUCCAUCGAGAAGUUCCUCGCGCGGUACGCCUCGCAGCUCGAGAGGAUCAUUGACAAUUUGAACACGGACGGUGGGGUCGAUGCCUUCCUGGAACAGUACUAUGAGUACUGGUUGCACGAUAAUGAAUCAAUCCGCAUUCAAAACGAGGCUACAUCGAGUCCAGUGGAGGGCACAAUAUCGGGGCUAGACGAGGCGGGCUGGCUCGUCGUCAGAACGGAGUCGGGAGACGUGCGCGUCGAACCUGACGGCAACUCAUUCGAUAUCAUGAACGGACUCAUCGCGCCCAAAAUUAAACCUCAAGUUAAGUAG
Arctia plantaginis is the source of this 2901-nucleotide messenger RNA. The record is from the annotation of a GenBank genome assembly. Lineage: Eukaryota; Metazoa; Arthropoda; Insecta; Lepidoptera; Erebidae.